UUCAGAAUCCUACAUAUGGAAACUCAUUUUAAUUCUGUUCAAGUAAAAAGAGACGCUCAUAAACACACUGACACACAGAGAUAUAAACAGCUGAUUUCCUGUAAAUGGAGAGGGGAGGAGCAAAACUCCAUUUUGAGUCGACAGCAGAAGGGUGAGGCAGGACUGAAGAUGAGUGUUUAUGUGGAGGAAGAGGAGGACAGAGCAGAGUCUCCAGUGUCCAGCUGUCUGUCUAUGAAGAGUGACCGGUCCAACAAUGAACCUCUCUUCUUCAGCAAUGGACCCUCAGACACACAAGUUCAGUACAACAGACGGAGAGCAGAGUCCCCAGUGUCCAGCUGCUGUCUGUCUAUGAAGAGUGACUGGUCCAAAAGGGAACCUAUCUACUUCAGUAAUGGACCCUCAGACACACAAGAGAGGAAGAGGAGUCGAGUUCCUGUGGAGGAGCAGCUGUCCUGCUGUGUUUUGUGUCAGGACGUCCUGAAGGAUCCAGUCUCUACCAGCUGUGGACACUGGUUCUGCAGACAGUGCAUCACCUCAUACAGGGACCAGUCUGGUUCACCAGGAGACUCCUCCUGUCCCCAGUGUGGAAAAAGACCCAGAACAAGACCUGGACUGCAGACAGACAAUGAGUCCAGCACUGUACAAAUGAAUGCUGGUCUGCAGGAGGUUUUAGAUGGACAUAAGAUCAGUCUGAGGAGGAGAUGUGAGCGUGUGACUGAAGGAACUGAUGAUACAGGAAGUGGAACUCUCCUCAACAGGAUCUACACUGAGCUCUACAUCACAGAGGGACAGAGUGAAAAGGUUAAUACCCAACAUGAGGUGAGGCAGCUUGAAGAAGCUUCCCAAAAGAAGACCUUCCGUGACGCUCCAAUCAAGUGCCACGAGAUCUUUAAAGCCUUACCUGACCAACAGAGACACAUCAGAGUGGUUCUGACAAACGGCAUCGCUGGCAUUGGAAAAACCUUCUCAGUGCAGAAGUUCACUCUGGACUGGGCAGAGGGAUCGGAGAACCAAGAUGUCAGUCUUGUGGUUCUGUUUUCAUUCAGGGAGCUGAACCUGAUCAAAGAUGAGCAGUACAGUCUUCUCAGACUGCUCCAUGUUUUCCAUCCAACAUUACAGAAGGUCACAGCAGAGCAGCUCGCUGUCUGUAAACUUUUGUUCAUCUUUGACGGCCUGGAUGAAAGCAGACUUUCACUGGAUUUCAAGACCAAGAAGGUUGUGUCUGACGUCACACAGAAGUCUUCAGUCAACGUGCUGUUGACAAACCUCAUCAAGGGGAAUCUGCUUCCCUCGGCUCUCAUCUGGAUAACUUCCAGACCUGCAGCAGCCAAUCAGAUCCAUCCUGAAUGUGUUGACAGGGUAACAGAAGUACGAGGCUUCACUGACGCCCAGAAGGAGGAGUACUUCAGGAGGAGAAUCAGUGAUGAAGAUCUGUCCAACAGGAUCAUCUCACACAUCAAGACCUCCAGGAGCCUCCACAUCAUGUAUUUAAUCCCAGUCUUCUGCUGGAUCACUGCUACAGUUCUGGACCACAUGUUGACCACAGACCAGAGAGGAGAGCUGCCCAAGACCCUGACUCACAUGUACUCACACUUCCUGCUGGUUCAGACAAAGAGGAAGAAGCAGAAGUAUGAAGAGGGACAUGAGACGAGUCCACAGGAGCUGAUGGAGGCUGAGAGGAAGGUUCUUCUGAAGCUGGGGAGGCUGGCAUUUGAACAGCUGCAGAAAGGAAACAUCAUGUUCUACCAAGAAGACCUGGAGCAGUGUGGUCUUGAUGUCACAGAGGCCUCGGUGUUCUCAGGAGUUUGUACAGAAAUCUUCAAAAGAGAGAGUGUGAUCUUCCAGAAAACAGUCUACUGCUUUGUUCAUCUGAGCAUUCAGGAGUUUCUGGCUGCAGUCUACAUGUUCCACUGUCACACCAACAGGAACACAGAGGUACUGAAGGACUUCCUGGGGGAAAACCAUGUUGAUUCAACCCUGGAUGUCUUCCUGAUGGAAGCAAUGACGAAAUCCUUGAGCAGUAGAAAUGGCCACCUGGACCUGUUCGUUCGCUUCCUUCAUGGCCUCUCUCUGGAGUCCAACCAGAGACUCUUAGGAGGCCUGCUGGGUCAGACAGACAACAGUCCAGAAAUCAUCCAGAAAGCCAUCAACAACCUGAAGAAGAUGAAUAGUGGUGAUAUCUCUCCUGACAGAAACAUCAACAUCUUCCACUGUCUGAUGGAGAUGAACGACCACUCAGUCCAUCAGGAGAUCCAACAGUUCCUGAAGUCAGAGAACAGAUCAAAGAAGAAACUCUCUGUGAUCCACUGCUCAGCUUUGUCCUACAUGCUGCAGAUGUCAGAGGAGGUUCUGGAUGAGUUGGACCUGAAGAAAUACAACACAUCAGUGGAGGGACAAGAGAGACUGAUUCCAGUUGUGAGGAACUGCAGAAAGGCUGUACUUUCUGACUGUAAACUCUCAGAGACUCACUGUGAAGUCGUGGCCUCAGCUCUGAAGUCCAACCCCUCCCAUCUGAGAGAGCUGGACCUGAGUAACAACGAGCUGCAUUAUUCAGUAGUGAAGCUGUUGUGUGUUGGACUGGAGAGUCCACACUGUAGACUGGAGACUCUGAGAUUGAGGGACUGCAGUUUGUCAGAGAUCAGCUGUUCUUCUCUGGGCUCAGCUCUGAAGUCCAACCCCUCCCAUCUGAGAGAGCUGGACCUGAGUGACAACUACAACCUGCAGGAUUCAGGAGUGAAGCUGCUGUGUGGUUUUCUGGAGAGUCCACACUGUAGACUGGAGACUCUGAGAUUGAAUUACUGCAGUUUGUCAGAGAUCAGCUGUUCUUCUCUGGUCUCAGCUCUGAAGUCCAACCCCUCCCAUCUGAGAGAGCUGGACCUGAGUAACAACAACUACCUGCAGGAUUCAGGAGUGAAGCUGCUGUGUGGUUUUCUGGAGAGUCCACACUGUAGACUGGAGACUCUGAGAUUGAGGUGGUGCAGUUUGUCAGAGAUCAGCUGUUCUUCUCUGGGCUCAGCUCUGAAGUCCAACCCCUCCCAUCUGAGAGAGCUGGACCUGAGUAACAACAACUACCUGCAGGAUUCAGGAGUGAAGCUGCUGUGUGGUUUUCUGGAGAGUCCACACUGUAGACUGGAGACUCUGAGAUUGAGGAACUGCAGGUUGUCAGAGAUCAGCUGUUCUUCUCUGGUCUCAGCUCUGAAGUCCAACCCCUCCCAUCUGAGAGAGCUGGACCUGAGUGACAACGACUACCUGAAGGAUUCAGGAGUGAAGCUGCUGUGUGGUUUUCUGGAGAGUCCACACUGUAGACUGGAGACUCUGAGAUUGAGGAACUGCUGGUUGUCAGAGAUCAGCUGUUCUUCUCUGGGCUCAGCUCUGAAGUCCAACCCCUCCCAUCUGAGAGAGCUGAACCUGAAUGACAACAACCUGAAGGGUUCAGGAGUGAAGCUGCUGUCUGAUCUUGUGGAGAGUCCACACUGUAGACUGGAGACUCUGAGAUUGAGGAACUGCUGGUUGUCAGAGAUCAGCUCUUCUUUGGUCUCAGCUCUGAAGUCCAACCCCUCCCAUCCGAGAGUGCUGAACCUGAGGAACAACAAGCUGAAGGGUUCAGGAGUGAAGCAGCUGUCUGAUCUUGUGGAGAGUCCGCACGGUAGUCUGGAGACUCUGAGAUUGAGUGGCUGCAGUUUGUCAGAGAUCAGCUGUUCUUCUCUGGUCUCAGCUCUGAAGUCCAACCCCUCCCAUCUGAGAGAGCUGGACCUGAGUAUUAACGACAACCUGAAGGAUUCAGGAGUGAAGCUUCUGUGUGGUUUUCUGGAGAGUCCACACUGUAGACUGGAGACUCUGAGAUUGAGGUACUGCAGUUUGUCAGAGAUCAGCUGUUCUUCUCUGGUCUCAGCUCUGAAGUCCAACCCCUCCCAUCUGAGAGAGCUGGACCUGAAUGACAACUACAACCUGCAGGAUUCAGGAGUGAAGCUGCUGUGUGGUUUUCUGGAGAGUCCACACUGUAGACUGGAGACUCUGAGAUUAAGGAACUGCAGUUUGUCAGAGAUCAGCUGUUCUUCACUGGUCUCAGCUCUGAAGUCCAACCCCUCCCAUCUGAGAGAGGUGGAGCUGAGUAACAACAAGCUGCAGGAUUCAGGAGUGAAGCUGCUGUGUGGUUUUCUGGAGAGUCCACGCUGUAGACUGGAGACUCUGAGAUUGAGUUACUGCAGUUUGUCAGAGAUCAGCUGUUCUUCUCUGGGCUCAGCUCUGAAGUCCAACCCCUCCCAUCUGAGAGAGCUGGACCUGAGUGACAACGAAAACCUGCAGGAUUCAGGAGUGAAGCUGCUGUGUGGUUUUCUGGAGAGUCCACACUGUAGACUGGAGACUUUGAGAUUGAAUUACUGCAGUUUGUCAGAGAUCAGCUGUUCUUCUUUGGGAUCAGCUCUGAAGUCCAACCCCUCCCAUCUGAGAGAGCUGGACCUGAGUAACAACGACAAUCUGCAGGAUUCAGGAGUGAAGCUGCUGUGUGGUUUUCUGGAGAGUCCACACUGUAGACUGGAUACUCUGAGAUUGAGGAACUGCAGGUUGUCAGAGAUCAGCUGUUCUUCUCUGGGCUCAGCUCUGAAGUCCAACCCCUCCCAUCUGAGAGAGCUGGACCUGAGUGACAACUACAACCUGCAGGAUUCAGGAGUGAAGCUGCUGUGUGGUUUUCUGGAGAGUCCACACUGUAGACUGGAGACUCUGAGAUUGAGGAGGUGACCUCAGUCAGACUCUGAGUGGUGAGGAAGGAGGUUGUGUUGGAGGAUCCGCUGUGUCCUGAUGAUCCAGAGAGGUUGAAGCAGCAGCAUCAGCUCUGACUGGGCCAUGUUACUGGGAGGUAGAGUGGAGAGGAGAGCUUCAUCCAGCAGUGACUGACAGAGGAAUCACAACCAGUGGAGACGACUCUCAGUGCUGCAGUCUGAACUGCUCUGAGAUCAGCUCCCUGUGUGUUCCUCUUAGUAUCAUCAGUGUAUCUGGAGUGCUCUGCUGCUGCUCUGUCCUUCUACAGUCUCUGCAGACACACUGAGAUUGCUACACCUGGACCAGGACCCGAGUCUGGAUUCAUUCUGAUGUGCUGAACCCAAAAAGACUGCAGAUCCUUUGGGUCCACAAAUUGUACAUGUGUGGCUCAAGUUUUAACCAAUUUACAGUCAUUUAAAUUGCACACAGGUUAAAGCACUGUGAACUACUGUAAAGUCUGUGGGUUUCUCUGUAUUUCUUUGUACCUGCACACUGUUGAAUGAUGAGGAACUGCUGUUAAUUUACACAUUUUACUGAGGGAACCAGUACCAGCCCCUGUACAAACGUUAUCAGGUUCCUGAACUGAACCACUAUAAUAAACAACUGUGGGAUUAAAGGGAAAGUGGCUAAAAGAAGGAGAGAAUUGGCGCUAUACAAAUAAAAUUGAAUUGAAUUGAAUAGAGCUAUGAGUGUUUGAGGGGGUAAAUUAACAGGACUGAGCUACAGCAGAGAAAAUACAUCAUCAGUAAGUUAAACACACGUCAGAGGGGAUCAUGUCUUUUGUUCAGAUUAAUGUGAUAUUAACUCGACUAGAUCAGUCCAAGAUGCCACCAAUGUUUGAGGAAAUUAGAAAGUGAACCCCCACCAUGAGUUCUGAUGAGCUUCUCGACUGCUUCCAGCUUACCUGUAGCAGGGUUUCCAACUCUGGGUACCUGACUUAUUUGGACUGUUUAGGUCUAAGAUUUAAGGAUAUAGUCUGACUACAGAGGAAAUAUCUGACUAAUGUAUUCAAAAAAUCAUAUAUGUUUUUAAAAAUCAUGUCAUGGCACACAUUUUGUAAUUUGUAUUUUCCUUUGCUUUAUACUGACUGUAGUUUUGUCUACUGUAACAUGUGCAUCAGAAAAGCAGAUUUCUCCAUUUUCUAUCCUGUUUGUUCCUUGGAGAGUCAUUGGUUGAAAGUUUUGUAAUGAUUUUGUGUAAAUAUGUGUAAAUAUGCAUCUUGUUAAUUUGCAGAUAAUUACUCCACUACAUCUCAGAGGGAAAUAUUGUGCUCUAAAGUACACCUGCUUUAAUUGAAAAGUGUCUUUAGAUAUAAUCUGUCAUAAAUGAAUGAAAACUUUUACAAAAUAUUUAAACACUCAUGAAUGCAUUAAUAAUUAUAAUGAGAGGUAUAUUUCUGUUAUUCAAAGUGUCACAUUUCCCGGUAGCUCACCUGGUAGAGCAGCCCGUGUACCAAGGUCCUUACCGUCCUUUGCAUGAUGAAUCUCAGACGUGCUGAUCUGAGAACCGAAACUGAUGAUGUUUAAGACUGCAGAGAGUAGAAGACAGUUUUGGUUAGUCCAGAGGUUCUGCAACUGGUCCUGGUGAGAUCAUCAUCUUAUAAAAUACAGUUACACAGGUACAUUGAAUCAGACUGUAACAUGAAGGUAUUUUACUUUUUUUAUUUUAAAAAGUCUUGGUACAUAAAAAAUAAAACUUACCAAAACUUCUUCUUUGUUUGUCUUUCCACUGUAUCAACAAUCACCAGCUCUGGUUCGGUCGAAAUGAAUCCGACGUAAAUGUGAAAAUAUUCUGCCUCUCUGUUGUUGUUGCCUCUCUGUGUGGUGAUCUGGAUCCCGGGUGAACGCAGUAGAGCAGCAGAUCAGGCUGCUGACGCCUCUGUUGUCCUGCAGAGGCCUAUCAGGAUAUUCUAUGUUUUUAUUAGUCUACUUUUAUCCUGUUAUUAUUUCUGUGUUUAUUUCAUCAUUCCUGUCUUUCAUUUAAUCUCUUUGUAAAGCACUUUGGUUGAUGGUUGUUGUUUUUAAAUACGCUCUAUAAAUAAACUUUAUGAAAAUAUGCAGUAAUGUAGUUCAUGUAGUUUCCCCAUCAUGGUCUUAACCUGACACCUAGUGUCCAUUUCAGAGAAUUGCACCUACGGUUUUAGUUUAUGUAUUCAGCAGUGAUGCUGUCAUAAUUAUUCUGAGAUUUAGUUUGUAGACAAGAAAUAGAGCUGCUGUGUUUAAACUACAUUGUUGAAGAUGACUGACAGCUGUUUACUUACAUGUAUAUUUAACUUCUCUUAAUAAAAAACAGAAACCA
This is a messenger RNA of Dicentrarchus labrax (European seabass), 7056 nucleotides long. Its product is annotated as NACHT, LRR and PYD domains-containing protein 12. The record is from RefSeq and is a predicted model, not a curated record. The coding region runs from base 16 to 4737 and encodes 1573 amino acids. The transcript has 20 exons. Gene Ontology annotation, molecular function: protein binding; metal ion binding. Lineage: Eukaryota; Metazoa; Chordata; Actinopteri; Moronidae.